AAGAAGGCGGCGGCAAGUGCGGCCGCAGCUCCCGUUGGAUCAAACACUGCUGCGCCCCCACCGGCGGGGAAAGCGGUAGCGCCCGCGGCUGCCGGAAAUGGGGCUGCCGUUAUUACAAUGAAAAAUGCCCCCACCCCCGAACUUGCAAGCAUUUGUAUUGCAAAUCUUUCCAAAUGAAACAUUCGCCCUCUUGCGUGUAUCAGCAUCACAGAUUUCCGAUCGUGAAUAGCAAAAAUUUGUAUUGCAAAAGAUCCCAGCAAGAGCGGUGCUUGUCAUGCAAGCGAUGCGAAACACGACUAGAAUCUGCAUCAGAAAGAUUCGUACUCCUUUCAUGCAUGACAAAAAGCUUUCAUUUGGAAACUUCGCAUCACAAAUUCUUGCAAUUUCAGGGGUGGGGGGCAUUUUUCACUGUGAUAGCCGUUGUAACGAAUCCAGGCAGUGCAGCUGGCGCAGGACAAGGCGCGGCUGCACCGCCCGGAGCGGUGACUAGUGGAGUUGGACUCGGGACGGAGUUGACGCAGGCGGUUUCCAACGUAGCCAACGCCCUUUUCGACGGUUCUGGCCAACACGGGAACGGGCAAAGCCAGAGCGGCCAGAGCGGGCAGCUACUUACGACAGCAGGACAGGUGGUUGGAAGUGCGGCAGCUACCGCGGUCGGUAGUUUCGCAACGGGGCUCCAGCGGGGCUGGCAGGCUGGACGUACGGCACCACCUCCAGGCGCUAUCGCAACCGCAGGGACAAAUCCAGCGGCCGGGGGGGGCGCAGUUGGAGC
Amoebophrya sp. A120 is the source of this 772-nucleotide messenger RNA. Lineage: Eukaryota; Dinophyceae; Syndiniales; Amoebophryaceae. The record is from the annotation of a GenBank genome assembly.